UGCCCUAUAUAAGGGGUGGCUCGACGUGAGGCGGCACACUCCAUCACCAUGAACUUCCAACUGCUCUCAGUCUUCGCGCUGGUGUGCCUCGCGGCCGUGCUGGUCCACGCCGAGGAGGAGGAGCAGCCCCACCUGCUCGUGAAGCGCUCCGGCAACAGCUGGUUCAAGAACCCCGGCAGCCCCACCUCCAGGAGGACCGUCAAGGACGGCGUCGGCCAGCAGGUCGACUACACCCAAAACGAGAACACGGGCCACCAGACCAACGGCUACCUCGCCAAGGGCAAGAACGCCCGGGACUCCUCACCCAUCCGCUCCGGCCAGCCCCACUCCGGCGGGGAGGCCGGCACCAGCCAGAAGAAGGGCAAGAAGAAGGGCCACUAAGAGGUAGGCCUGCAGCGCGACCAAUUCCUCGCCAAUAAACGGCUAGCAUCUACUA
Thrips palmi is the source of this 436-nucleotide messenger RNA. RefSeq lists its product as uncharacterized. The coding region runs from base 49 to 381 and encodes 110 amino acids. The record is from RefSeq and is a predicted model, not a curated record. The transcript has 2 exons. Lineage: Eukaryota; Metazoa; Arthropoda; Insecta; Thysanoptera; Thripidae.